GUAAAUUAUAAUUAUUAACGUAUGUCUUAAUAACAUUUAAAAUGCACUUGUUAACCAAAUCGAUUAGCUUAAACUUUUAGAGAAGAUCCUGGGUUAAUUGAGAAAUUAAAGGAGAGAUAAAUGGAAUUAGAGGAGAAAUUAUUAGAUUUUGAACAUAAAAAGGGUAAUUUAGAGAGAGAAAAUUUGAUGUUAGAAGAGAAUAUCAAAUUAGAAUCUCAAGGUUUGAAAGGUUAAUUAUAUUUAUUAAAUAUUAGAAAACUAAGUGGUUCAAUAAUAAUUAACUGAAGAAUUGAGAAAUCAUAAAAUUUUAUCUUAUAAAAAAUAAAAUGAAGUGCAUUUAUUAAUAUAGCAUGUACAUGAAAAUGAAGCAGAAAAAAAGGUUUUGUAAUAUUUCUAUAUUAGUAAUUAAUGAAUGAAAUUGAAUUUUUUAAAUAAUAGCUUCUUCACACAAAUGAAACUCAAUAUUAAUUGGCAAAAAAGGAAGAACAUAUAAAAUUAUUAACAAAUCGAAUAUCUGAACUGGAAUAGAAUAUAGCUUAAGUUAAAAGAGACGCUUAUUAUAAAUGA
This is a messenger RNA of Paramecium sonneborni, 567 nucleotides long. Lineage: Eukaryota; Ciliophora; Oligohymenophorea; Peniculida; Parameciidae. The record is from the annotation of a GenBank genome assembly.